This is a messenger RNA of Capsaspora owczarzaki ATCC 30864, 1254 nucleotides long. Its product is annotated as cytochrome c oxidase assembly protein COX11. The coding region runs from base 18 to 1085 and encodes 355 amino acids. The record is from RefSeq and is a predicted model, not a curated record. Lineage: Eukaryota; Filasterea; Ministeriida; Capsasporidae. Gene Ontology annotation, cellular component: mitochondrial inner membrane. The transcript has a single exon. Gene Ontology annotation, molecular function: copper ion binding.
UGUUUCCCCAGCAAACAAUGGCAAUGCUGGUGCGGCAGGCGAGCCCGCUUGGCCGACCGCUCGCUUCCAUGCUAACCAGUACACACCUAACAGCACGAUCUGCAUUGAAUCACGGCGCCAUCCUUGUGCAAACGCCAGUCGCCGCAAGCACGAGGAUGACCGCACGCUGCCUGGAGCACCGCCGAUGCGUCUCCACUGCUGCCACCAUGCUUGGCUACUCUGCAAGCUUACUCGUGUCCGCUCCAGGUCGAGCUGCUCUGCGCACGCGAGCUUAUUCCACUCAGCCUCAAGGCGGCGAUCAAGCAGGCGGAAGCUCGUCCUCAUCGUCUUCAUCCUCCUCAUCGUCCUCCUCCUCCUCCUCCUCAUCGUCGCAGUCCAAGCAAGGCCAGCGAAGACACACAGGCAAUGCAGCUCACGAGGAAAACCGCCGGCGGAACAAGAGCAUGGGCAUGUAUGUCGCUGCGGUCGGGCUGCUGACGGCCGGUUUGGCGUACGCCGCAGUGCCGCUCUACCGGAUGUUCUGCAUGGCGACGGGAUAUGGCGGCUAUGUGCGCACGGAUACCCACGGCGGAGGCGAGGAUGACGAUGGCGAGUCUGCCGUUGCGCGCGCAGAACGCUUCACCCCCGUCAAGGAGCGCAUCAUCAAGAUCCAGUUUAACGCAGACACAGCUGCAUCCAUGCAGUGGAAGUUCCAUCCAGUGCAGCGAGAGAUCCAGGUCAUUCCAGGCGAACCCGCGCUCGCAUUCUACAGCGCGACCAAUCCGACCGACAAGCCGAUUGUGGGCAUUUCGACCUACAACGUCCUGCCCUACGAGGCAGGCGUGUACUUUAACAAGAUCCAGUGCUUCUGCUUUGAAGAGCAACGCCUCGGCCCGCACGAGCAGGUGGACAUGCCCGUGUUCUUCUUCAUUGACCCCGAGUUUGACAAGGAUCCCGCCAUGCUUGGCAUCGACACCAUCACCCUCUCGUACACUUUCUUUGCUUCCAAGAACACUCAGGCCAGGCCUCUGGCACCACUUGGGCCGACUGAUGACAGCUCAGCAACGGCAACUGGAGUGUCUUUGCCCUUACCGCAGCCAGCAUGAUUGUUUUUUUUUUUUUUUCAUCAACAACCGCCAGAUUCAAGCUGUGCACAUUGCUUCAUUUCCAAGCACCCCCCCCUUGCCAAAGUAACAAUAGAAUACACCAGUACUUUAUCAAACCUUCUUUUAUUUGUUGAUUCGCAAAAUUACAAAAAUAAAUAAAUGUGCCGCG